Messenger RNA from Leguminivora glycinivorella, 617 nucleotides. RefSeq lists its product as uncharacterized. The coding region runs from base 177 to 617 and encodes 146 amino acids. Lineage: Eukaryota; Metazoa; Arthropoda; Insecta; Lepidoptera; Tortricidae. The record is from RefSeq and is a predicted model, not a curated record. The transcript has 3 exons.
UAAGGAAAUUGUAGACAGUGUAAAACUAAAGAAUAUGUGUAUACUCACAAACGAAUUGCAUUAUAGUCCUAACUACGCUGAAUUUAUUUGAAAUUGAAAUACUUCUAAUAAUUUUGUGGUCUUAUUUUACUAUUAUAAACAGAAUAAACACUUUUCUUUAAUCAAGUGUACUUAGAAUGGAAGAAUCGGUAGAUCCAGGGUCUAACUUGCCAGUGCCAUCUCCAGAGACAGCCAAACAGUGCUGCAUUUGUAUGAGGAAGGAUCAGAAGCUCCUGCAUCUAUGCUUGAUCAACGGAGGCGGUAACAGCUUGUUCUCAUUGCUGUGCGACGACCAAGAUGAUUCUCCGGACGAGACCAAAGAGCCCACGCGCCUGAUAAUCUGCUGGGAAUGCGACGCCAUCAUGUCCAACGUGGUCUGUUUCCGGCAGCAGGCCUGCACGGCGCAGAAACGGCUGUCCAGCAUCGCUGAGGGGCGCUCAAUGUCGCAAAACACAUUCGUUCUCAUUCCACCAUCGUCAGGAGCCCGCGGCUCGGGGCCCGAGGCCAUCCUCGAAUAUCGCGCUCAAAUACAAGACCUCACGCAGCCGGUGUUCCGCAUCGUGCGCUACGGUAAAUAG